Messenger RNA from Drosophila busckii, 4091 nucleotides. RefSeq names its product gamma-tubulin complex component 6 (gene Grip163). Lineage: Eukaryota; Metazoa; Arthropoda; Insecta; Diptera; Drosophilidae. The record is from RefSeq and is a predicted model, not a curated record. Gene Ontology annotation, biological process: microtubule nucleation; meiotic cell cycle; cytoplasmic microtubule organization. Gene Ontology annotation, cellular component: centrosome; spindle pole; gamma-tubulin complex. Gene Ontology annotation, molecular function: gamma-tubulin binding; microtubule minus-end binding. The coding region runs from base 40 to 4068 and encodes 1342 amino acids. The transcript is spliced from 6 exons.
UAAAUUUCACUGCUGCUUUGAUAAACACAUUUUCUUUGAAUGGAAACAGCAUCUGGUUACAGCCACAGCAUAUACGAUUUAGUCACUAAAUUUGCCGUCUUGCUGUCACAAAAUGAAAAUGCUGAACUUAAAACAACAUAUGCAAAGCCAACUGAGAAUCAGGAGCUCGCCUCAACACACAAAAGGCGCUUACAAAUCUACCACUCUCUGCUGCAGCGAAAUGCGGAUCAGCUUGCGGAAACCGACAGACAAUCAUGUCCAAGUUUAAUCAGGCUGGAGCAAUGCCAACGACUGCUACGGAAACAGUGGGAUUUGUACGACUGCAACCUAGCGCUUCAACUGGAGUAUUUUCUAUUUAAGCUUAGCACAAGUGCCAAGCAGGAUGAAGAGCAGCCGAGCGUACAAGCUAAAGAGAAAUCUAGACAGAAGUGGCUGCGCCACAAGAAUGUGCUAUUGGACCCUUUGCCUUUUCGUUUGGUUGAACAGAGCAGCAAUGAUCAUAUACAGCCCCCAGAAAGCAGGCGUGAGAGUUUCUUUCCCACUGUGAAUGUAGUACGCUCUCAACUGCAGCAGCCACCGCAAGAGAAAUGUGAGAAGUCAAAUCUCUUUCUUCGUAACUUUGAGGAACUGCAGAACAAGUUUAGCAGCCAGCCGCAGCCUAGCAACAGCUUUAGCUUUGGGGACUCUCUGCUUCGAUUGAAUACUAAAAACAAAGGUUUUGGAGAGCGAGGACCACGCCAGCCACUCGUGGAGCAAAAUCAGGAAGAAACAGCGCCGCUGACACAGCAAAAGCAGCAGGGGAACUGUGAUAAGUUUGUUGCUCAUUUAAAUCUAAGCCUUGAGCUUAGAAAGCGUCAGGACCCAAACUUGGAAUUGAAUGUCAUUGAGCUGGAAUGCUUUAUAGGCGAUGCCAAGAAAGUUGCAGUCGGUCUGCAAUCGCGGACGUUUCAGUGCGGUAAACACGGUUGCUUUGUCAUACGAUCAAAUACCACCAUACCCGAUGUUAUGCCUGAGGUGCUUGCCGCUUUUGCCAGUCCAUUUAUGGAAUGCGGUGAUGCCUAUCAAAGAUUGAGCACGUUGACGCAACGACCAAACAGAGCCAAGCUAAGCGAACGGCCCCUGCGACGAGCAUUGCGUCAGGCGAUUGUAGAUGUGCUUGCCAAUAGUCGACAGUUUAUGCUGCUGCUGGUUGUUCAGGAUCUGGCGCAACUACGACAGAAUACUGCCACCACUAUUCAGCUGCUGGUGCAACUAGAUGCCAUGAUGCAACAUGAUCUCAGUCUAAGCAACAGCUCUCAAGAUUGUCUCUUGGGCUCACUUUGGUCGAUAGUAAGCGCCUGCAACAACAAUGAGUUCUUAUUGCUGCUUAUGUAUAUGCUAAAAUCGCUGUGCCACACCUAUUUUGGCCAACUGCAGCAGUGGCUCUACCAAGGAGAACUGCAAGGACACUGGAACGAGCUUUUUGUAAGCUUUUGCCCACAGCAGUAUAUAAAUGAGCGCAGCAAGGAGUUUUUUGAAAAAGGCUAUCAUAUCAAUUGCGAGGCUGUGCCUGGAUUUCUCUCAGGCUGCGAGCAGGCAAUAGUGCAAUGCGGCAGAUACAAUCGAUUGCUCAAAGCAUACAAUGCACAACACAUCGUCUGCAGCUUGCAGCAUCCAAAGCUUCAAAUUUGCCUCACAGAGCAAGAGUUGCUCGAUAUGCAACAAAAGUUGGAGUCGUACUAUGUACAACUUCGAAAGCAAGUAGAGCCUUUUAGCAUGGCAAGCUGCUUGGAACAGCGAGAAGAGCUUAAGCGUCGGCAUGGCAAUCGCAUGUGGCAUUGCACCAAGGCGCACAUUGCCGAGUGGCAGCGACGCCAGCAAGAGUUGCAAAUAGAGGCAAAUGCCUUGAAGCAACAGCGUUAUGAACAGCUGAACCAGCAACUUGAGCAGCAACAGCAAAUACGCAUGGAGCAGCAGCGUGAGAACAUAGCGCGUGAGUUAGCUUUCCAGAAAGAGUGUGCCGACUUGGAGGAGCGUCAGCUGCGGCGGGAGAAGCAAGCGUUACAGGUGCAGAUAAACAGCGUGCCACCGCAAAGUCCCGAUAGUAGCGACAGCCAAAGUUUUGUCUCUUGCAUGGACGAUGUGAACAUGGAUUUCGAGGUGGAGCUAACGGACAUGGAGCUCAAUCGUCAACGCAACAUGAGCUCACAAGUGCAGGCGGCCAAUGUGACCAUACGAAAGAAGCGGCCAACGCAGUUGCUGCGUAGCAAAUCGGAUCUGGCCAACUCGAAUGAGGAGGAAUCCUGCUCAACAACAAAAGUGCAACUAGAUAGCAGCUUCGUUACUAUGCGUAAGAAGCAGCAAGAGCCCAAGUUGCAGCGCAGCAAAUCUGAUAUAUUAAACUGUAAUAAUGAUGACUCUGACAUGGCACGUAACCGCAUGCGUAAUCUAGCCUCGGAGCAGUUUUUGGAGUGUCAGACGUUGCCGUUGCUGCAACUGGAAGCGGCCAGCACCAGCAACCAGACAGAGGCGCAACUUAACCGGUUGCGUGUUAUGAAUUGCACAACGCUAACAGCUCAGUUGCCGCCGGAUCACAAUAUGAAUCUCAAGCCAACCAGCGACAUGCAGCGCAAUCGCCAACGCAUGUUGCAACACGAUCAAUUUGUUAGCUUCAACAGCGAGGAGAGCGUGCAUACAGAGCGUGCGAAGCGUUUGUUGCAAGCUAACAAUGAGCGUGGUCGUAAUCGGCGCAGUUGUCUGCGUGAUGAGUUUAAUAUAGACUUGGCGUUGCCCUUGGAGCCAAACAAGCUACAGGUGCAGCCGGAUGCUUUGACUCCCAUGUCUACAACUUCCGACCUGGAACUUGAACGCAGCGUUGAGCUGAAUGAUAGUAUUAAUAAUAAUAACAAUAGUAUCGUAGCACUCGCAGAGUUGCCAUCUGUUGAGCCAGUGUUAGCUGUAGUGAAACCUAAUCCUUGCCAGCGUAAGGCUUUCUUUCAAUUUCAAUGUACUCCACAUUGCAGUGGCGUUACACCUGCUGAGAUGAAUCCGCUAAGCGCCAUGAUGGUCAAGCGCUGUAUGCAUCUGUCUGUAGUGCUGCCGCUCAAUGCACAUUUGUCGCUGCUGCGGAAUGAGGCGUUGCGCAUCUUCGCCGAGCUCAAUGUACUUGAUUACUUACGACAGCUGCGCAGUUUCUUCUUCUUGAUGGAUGGCGAAUUUGGCACACUGAUGGUUAAUAGUCUGCUGCAGAAGAUUGAGGCGGGCAUGGAGCCGCGCAGCCUUUGCCAAAGAGGUGUGCUGGACUCCAUACUCAGCCUUGCCACAUCUCAUUGUGGCGAUGGCACUAUUGUCUUGCUGGACCACAUAACGCUCAACUGCAUCAACAUACCGGAACAGUUUGAUCUGUUUGGUGUGCAGGCGCUUUCCAUGUUUACGCUGCACUGCAAAUUGAACUGGCCACUCAAUUUAGUCAUCAGCGAUGAGGCUUUGGCCAAAUAUGGACAGAUUUUCUCGCACUUGCUUAAGUUGCGGCACAUCAACUUUAUGUUGGAGCGCGCCUAUCUGCAUCUGCAGGAGCUGGGCAAGUUGCAUGGCCGCAGACUGCGUGCGGCGCCGCAUUAUCUACACUUGCAGCUGGUGCGGCACAAGCUCUCACAGUUUGUAAUAACGUUGCAAAAUCACUUGGUCACCAAUGCGCUGCAGGCCAGUUGGCAAACAUUUAAGACGGAGCUGCGUCAAGUUGACUCCAUCGAGACACUGUAUCAAAUCCAUGUGGCGUAUUUGAAACAAAUUGCUUUCCUAGCACUUCUUAAUCGACAAAGCGUCAAGUUACGAGAAGCUAUUGAUGGCAUACUUAUCAUUGUGCUUCGCUUUUGCAAAGUGCUGCACUCCGAGUCCUUUACUUUGGAUGACAAGGAAAACUUUAUUCAUCCGCGCUAUAAGCGCUUGGUCUAUGAGGAAGGCGAAUUUGAUAAAUUUCUGCGCUACAUCAUUUACCUGGGCAAGAAGGCGUCCAGCACUGGUUAUCAGAAGCAAAUUGGUGACCUGAUUCGUAUUAUCAAUUUUAAUAACUAUUAUAAUGUAGCUUAAGAUUCGCUAAUAAAUCCCCAGCG